AUGGCUGCUCCUCCGAUUGACCUGGAUCUCAAUGGCUCCGGUGAUCGCGGCAAGAAGGUUGCGUACUUCUACGACUCGGACGUAGGUAACUACGCCUAUGUUUCAGGGCAUCCCAUGAAGCCGCACCGUAUCAGGAUGACACAUAGCCUGGUUAUGAACUAUGGCCUCUACAAGAAGAUGGAGAUCUACCGUGCGAAACCAGCCUCAAAGUAUGAAAUGACACAAUUUCACACCGACGAAUAUAUCGACUUCCUUUCAAAAGUUACGCCAGACAACAUGGACCAGUUUUCCAAAGAACAAGGCAGGUAUAAUGUUGGGGAUGACUGUCCGGUCUUCGACGGGCUGUUUGAAUUCUGCGGUAUUAGCGCUGGAGGCAGUAUGGAGGGUGCGGCGCGCCUCAACCGCAACAAAUGCGACAUCGCUGUGAACUGGGCUGGAGGUCUCCAUCACGCAAAGAAGAGCGAAGCAAGUGGUUUCUGCUAUGUGAAUGAUAUCGUUCUUGGUAUCCUCGAGCUGUUACGAUUCAAGCAAAGAGUCCUUUACGUCGAUAUCGAUGUCCACCACGGCGACGGUGUCGAGGAAGCGUUCUACACAACUGACCGCGUCAUGACAGUCUCAUUCCACAAGUACGGAGAAUACUUCCCGGGGACCGGCGAGCUUCGUGAUAUUGGAGUGGGACAGGGCAAGCACUACGCUGUCAAUUUUCCACUUCGUGAUGGCAUCGACGACAUUUCGUACAAGAGUAUUUUUGAGCCCGUUAUCCGAAGUGUCAUGGAAUGGUACCGCCCAGAAGCUGUCGUCCUUCAAUGUGGUGGUGACAGUCUUUCGGGUGAUCGUCUAGGUUGUUUCAAUCUGAGCAUGAGAGGCCACGCAAAUUGUGUGAACUUCGUCAAGAGCUUCAAUUUACCGACCAUGAUUCUUGGUGGCGGUGGUUACACAAUGCGCAAUGUUGCGCGAACGUGGGCGUUUGAGACUGGGAUUCUGCUAGGGGACAGUCUAGGUCCUGAGCUUCCUUACAAUGACUAUUACGAGUACUUUGCACCGGACUACGAACUGGAUGUGCGUCCAUCGAAUAUGGACAAUGCCAACACGAAGGAUUAUCUCGACAAAAUCCGAGCUCAAGUGGUGGAGAAUCUCAAGCGGACGGCUUUUGCACCCUCUGUGCAGAUGACUGACGUACCUCGCGACCCUCUUGUUGAAGGCAUGGACGAUGAGGCAGACGCAAUCCUCGAUGAUCUCGACGAAGACGAAAACAAGGACAAGCGCUUCACGAGACGACGAUUCGAUCAGUAUAUCGAGAAGCCCGGUGAACUCAGCGAUAGUGAAGACGAGGAAGAGAAUGCGGCGAACGGAGUUCUUCGCAAGCCUCAAUCGCUGAAGCGCAGAAACCAGAUCAAUUAUCGGAAUGUCGACCUGGACUCCGGGCUUGAUAGCGGGGUUGCCACUCCUCAAGAAGCCUCGUCGGUCCCGGAUGACGAGAUGGACACCACUGCCGACAUGAAAAUGGCCGAAGCACCUCUACCCGAGUCUGAUGUUCCACCCUCGCCUUCCGCCGCCGGAUCGACUUCUAGGAGAGACGAAAAAGCGGCUGCAGAGCCUUCUGAGAUGGCUGUUGAUGGACCAGAGGGGGUUGCCACUUCCGCUGCUGUCUCCCGCCAACAAUCCCCGAAGCCGCAGGAUGAGGACACUACGAUGGAAGACGCAGGUGCGCCUGUCCCCGAAACUGAGCAGUCGGACAAACCAGCGUCGUCAGUUGAGGGGCAGGAAGAGGAGAAGAAUCCAGAGACACCGGCUCCAGAAAAGGCAGCCCCAGAACCUUCAUCUCCCAUCAAGGCUUCGCCUAUUCCGGGCGAGAAGGAUGUCUCGGACAAGCCAGAAACGAAUGAUACAACGGAACCGGUUGAGGUCAAGGCCAAGGAGAAGACUCCUGAGGCCCCUAUCGAUCAACAGGCUUUGAAAACCGAGCAGGAGACUUCUGAGGAUGCCAGUGAAAACAAGGCAGGCAGCCAACCGACAGAAGUAAGCUCAAAACAGCAACCUGAGGAGGCUGAGAAAGGCGGGGAUUGA
Molecule: messenger RNA, 2067 nt
Organism: Aspergillus viridinutans
Lineage: Eukaryota; Fungi; Ascomycota; Eurotiomycetes; Eurotiales; Aspergillaceae
Gene: rpdA
Product: histone deacetylase RPD3
Exons: 4
Coding region: 1-2067 (688 amino acids)
Molecular function (GO): histone deacetylase activity
Source: RefSeq, a predicted model, not a curated record